Messenger RNA from Tribolium madens (black flour beetle), 1456 nucleotides. It is a transcript of the gene nac, whose product is annotated as GDP-fucose transporter 1. The transcript is spliced from 4 exons. The coding region runs from base 190 to 1194 and encodes 334 amino acids. NCBI's taxonomy places the organism in Eukaryota, Metazoa, Arthropoda, Insecta, Coleoptera, Tenebrionidae. Gene Ontology annotation, molecular function: antiporter activity. Gene Ontology annotation, cellular component: Golgi apparatus. Gene Ontology annotation, biological process: GDP-fucose import into Golgi lumen; protein O-linked glycosylation via fucose. The record is from RefSeq and is a predicted model, not a curated record.
GGUUAUGUUACCUUUCAACUGUCAAACGUGUCAAUUUCCGACUUGUUUAAGGCUUAUUUUAUAGUAAAUAAUCCAUUUUCGACAUUCUAGGAAAUACAGAAACUAUAAAACUUACCGAUAAGAUAAGAACGAAAUGUGAAAUCCACUGUUCUUAUACAUAUUUAAGAACAAUUAGGUUAACCACGAAAAAUGGCUUUUGCAAAAGAAACUGAUGGGAGUUUAAUACAGAAAUAUGUUAGAAUAUUUCUUGUAGUCAGCGGAUAUUGGGUGGUUUCAAUUUUAACGGUUUUUAUCAACAAGACUCUUCUAAGUGAUAUAAACUUAGACGCUCCCAUGUUUAUUGCUUUAUAUCAAACAUUUAUAACGGCAGCAAUUUGUUUCGUUAAGAAGGGUCUAGCUAGAGUAUUCCCACAAUAUUUGAGUUUUCCUGAAACUAGUGUAUGGGAUACAAACACAAUGAAAACAAUUUUACCUGUAUCCCUAAUGUUUACUAUGAUGAUAGCGAUGAACAAUCUCUGUUUAAAAUACGUCUCAGUUGCUUUUUAUUACAUAGGGAGAUCUUUGACCACGAUUUUUAACGUAACUUUCACCUUCCUAAUUUUGGGGGAGAAGACAUCCAAACAGUGUUUGUUUUUUUGUGGAGUAAUUAUAUUUGGGUUUUACUUGGGAGUAGAUCAAGAAAGUCUGUCUGGGAGUUUAUCAAUAAGUGGCACCAUUUUUGGCGUUUUGGCUUCACUGUCUUUAUCCCUUUAUUCAAUAUUCACUAAAAAAGUUUUAACAAAAGUUGAUAAUCAAGUCUGGGCUUUAUCUUACUACAACAAUAUUUACGCCACAAUUUUAUUCAUUCCUUUGAUGCUUUUCAAUAACGAAUUCAUCGUUUUGAUCAAUUAUACAAAAUUAUUUCAAACGUAUUUUUGGUUUAUAAUGACAGUUGGAGGUGUCUGUGGAUUUGCAAUUGGAUUUUUUACGUCUUUACAAAUAAAGUAUACGUCAGCUUUAACGCAUAACAUAUCAGGUACAGCGAAAGCUUGUGCUCAGACUGUUUUAGCCACCUACUGGUAUCAAGAAACUAAGUCGGCACUUUGGUGGUGUUCAAAUUUUAUUGUUUUGUUGGGAAGUAUGGGAUAUGCAAGAGUUAAGCAACUUGAUAUGGAGAAAAAACACAAAGAGAAUAUCAUGUAUCAAAAAGUUUGAUAAAUUUAGUGCGAUUAUUUUUAAUUAAAUCUGUGAUUUUUAUAAGAAAAUAUUAAGUCUAUUUGUUUAAAAAAAUUGUAACUUGCUGCUUCAAGUAUAAAAAUACCAAAGCGGUAUAUGUACCUAUGGUUACAUAAGUGUUAAUUAUGUACAUAAUAAUUUAAUUACUGGAAUAUAGUUUGUGUAUUUUAUAGAGAUAAAAACGUGCCGUUGUAAAGACAAUGUAAUUAAAAUUGGUUACAAAUUAAAAUAUAAAAUUUUA